AUGUACUCAGACCAAGAGUUACAAGCCUUUCUCUGCUUCUUCCCAGCCAGGUCUCUAGACAAACUUUAUAACUUUGCUGAUUGCUCUGGACUCCACCUGAUAUUUGCUCUAAAUGCACUGCGUCGUAAUCCCAAUAACUCCUGGAACAGUUCUAGUGCCCUGAGUCUGUUGAAGUACAGCGCCAGCAAAAAGUACAACAUUUCUUGGGAACUGGGUAAUGAGCCAAAUAACUAUCGGACCAUGCAUGGCCGGGCAGUAAAUGGCAGCCAGUUGGGAAAGGAUUACAUCCAGCUGAAGAGCCUGUUGCAGCCCAUCCGGAUUUAUUCCAGAGCCAGCUUAUAUGGCCCUAAUAUUGGGCGGCCGAGGAAGAAUGUCAUCGCCCUCCUAGAUGGAUUCAUGAAGGUGGCAGGAAGUACAGUAGAUGCAGUUACCUGGCAACAUUGCUACAUUGAUGGCCGGGUGGUCAAGGUGAUGGACUUCCUGAAAACUCGCCUGUUAGACACACUCUCUGACCAGAUUAGGAAGAUUCAGAAAGUGGUUAAUACAUACACUCCAGGAAAGAAGAUUUGGCUUGAAGGUGUGGUGACCACCUCAGCUGGAGGCACAAACAAUCUAUCAGAUUCCUAUGCUGCAGGAUUCUUAUGGUUGAACACUUUAGGAAUGCUGGCCAAUCAGGGCAUUGAUGUCGUGAUACGGCACUCAUUUUUUGACCAUGGAUACAAUCACCUCGUGGACCAGAAUUUUAACCCAUUACCAGACUACUGGCUGUCUCUCCUCUACAAGCGCCUGAUUGGCCCCAAAGUCUUGGCUGUGCAUGUGGCUGGGCUCCAGCGGAAGCCACGGCCUGGCCGAGUGAUCCGGGACAAACUGAGGAUUUAUGCUCACUGCACAAACCACCACAACCACAACUAUGUUCGUGGGUCCAUUACACUUUUUAUCAUCAACUUGCAUCGAUCAAGAAAGAAAAUCAAGCUGGCUGGGACUCUCAGAGACAAGCUCGUUCACCAGUACCUGCUGCAGCCCUAUGGGCAGGAGGGCCUAAAGUCCAAGUCAGUGCAACUGAAUGGCCAGCCCUUAGUGAUGGUGGACGACGGGACCCUCCCAGAAUUGAAGCCCCGCCCCCUUCGGGCCGGCCGGACAUUGGUCAUCCCUCCAGUCACCAUGGGCUUUUAUGUGGUCAAGAAUGUCAAUGCUUUGGCCUGCCGCUACCGAUAAGCUAUCCUAACACUCACGGCUACCAGUGGGCCCGCUGGGCCACUUCCACUCCUCCACUCCAGUAGUAUCCUCUGUUUUCAGACAUCUUAGCAACCAGCCCCUGCUGCCCCAUCCUGCUGGAAUCAACACAGACUUGCUCUUCAAAGAGACUAAAUGUCAUAGCGUGAUCUUAGCCUAGGUAGGCCACAUUCAUCCCAAAGGAAAACGUAGACAUCACCUGUACCUAUAUAAGGAUAAAGGCAUGUGUAUAGAGCAGAAUGUUUCCCUUCAUGUGCACUAUGAAAACGAGCUGACAGCACACUCCCAGGAGAAAUGUUUCCAGACAACUCCCCAUGAUCCUGUCACACAGCUUUUGAACCACAAACCCAAACCUUAGGCUGCUGCUGCUGCUGCCCUCAGAGGAAGAUGAGGAAGGAAAAAUCCUGGGUGGACCAGCAAAAACUCAUCCUCUCCCACCUCCUUCUUCUCUGCCUCUUUCUUGCUGCUGCCCUGAGUUUUUUGACACAUCUCUUUCCAUAGGGGAGCAAUGGGUGCGUCAGCCCUGGCCUGCUGGGAGGGCUGUUUAUGUGAUUUCUCGGCUGAUGCAUGAGCGUGCGCAUCUGGGUUCCUGACAGUGGCAUCCAUCAUGGGCAAUUCCUCUGGGAAGUGGGUGCUUCAAAAGUAAAAUUACAAUCACACCCCAGAUUUGGUAAGAAGGUUCUAUUGCUCUGUGAAUCCAGAUUCCCCCAGAGUUGUAAUGGGAGUCAAGUAACAAUAUUCAUUGAGUAGAGAGCAGCUUACU
Molecule: messenger RNA, 1996 nt
Organism: Mandrillus leucophaeus (drill)
Lineage: Eukaryota; Metazoa; Chordata; Mammalia; Primates; Cercopithecidae
Product: inactive heparanase-2
Exons: 10
Coding region: 1-1215 (404 amino acids)
Cellular component (GO): membrane; extracellular matrix
Molecular function (GO): hydrolase activity, acting on glycosyl bonds
Source: RefSeq, a predicted model, not a curated record